This is a messenger RNA of Linum tenue, 961 nucleotides long. Lineage: Eukaryota; Viridiplantae; Streptophyta; Magnoliopsida; Malpighiales; Linaceae. The record is from the annotation of a GenBank genome assembly.
GUCUUUGGACGUUUUCUCUGUUUUCUUUCUGCUGCGCCUGACAGCAAACAAAGACCAGAAAGAGAUAGGGAGAGAGAGAGAGAGAUGGAGUGAAAAAGAAGGUGAAGGAGACGAAAGGGUUUUUGGUUUUUGUGGGUUUUUUCUACGGCAUUUGUGGGAAAGGAAGGAAGUGGGGAGACAAGGGAAAAAACAAUGACGCAGACGCCACCGCCACAGCAGCAGCAGCAGGGGAUGCUGAUGAACACUCCUCCGGGAAACGUCACCACCGAGCAGAUUCAGAAGUACUUGGAUGAUAACAAGAAGUUGAUCAUGGCUAUCCUGGAGCAUCAGAGUGCCGGGAAGUUUGCUGAAUGUUCCUCUUUGCAAAACCAGCUACAACAGAACCUGAUGUACCUAGCUAAGAUUGCUGAUGCUCAGCCACCACCGCCACAGCCACAAGGGACGACACAGCCACCAAAUGCUCAGAUGGCCUCGGUGCAACAAGAGCAGCAGCAGCAACAACAACAACACUACAUGCAGGCAUCACAAGGUCAAAUUGAAUGGUCGCAGCAGCAGCAACAGCAACCAAUGUACCUUCAAGCUCCUCGACAUCCUUUUCAGCUGAACGACCCAAAGCAGCAGCAGCAACAGCAGCAGCAGCAGCAGCAACAGCAGCAGCAGCAGCAGCAACAACAGCUGCAGCGCACCUAUCAGGGAUAGGAAAACCAACAUGAAGUCCUAGUGUCUCUGGGUGUGUUCACAGUACUUUAGUUUCAAGGUCGCAAUCCAAUGAGCACCACUAUAUGCCUGGACUUCCACUUACCUUUUCUGAAAUGUCCCGUGAACGUACUUUGAACUGCGCCAACGCUUUUCUCCUUUAAUCCCCUACCUUAGGCUAAGCACCAUGCUUGUUCCCCGUUUGGUUAACAAAAUUUCAUGCCGGUUGAUUUGUGAAACAACUUUGUGCUGGGCCGAUUGACUC